AUGUCCUGCCCGGCGUGCGACAAGGGCCAGAACCGCAAGUGCAUCUGCGGUAAGAAGCGGACGUACAAACGGCGCGCGCUCGUCGGCGUCGAGGAGCUGCUCGACGGCGACACCGCGGCGGCGGCGGCGCCGCGCGCGCCGCCGCCCCCGGACCCGGAAGUCGCGCCCCCCGGCGAGACCGCGGCGGCGGCGGGCGACGAGCCCGAGCCCGACCCGCGGAUGAUGGGCCUCCGCGCGCCGCCGUCGGAGGCGCAGGCGGCGCGCGCGAAGAAACUCCGCGAGCGGGCGACGGUCAUCGCGGCCAAGGGCCGCAAGAACAAGCAGGGCGUCAUCCCGGCGGCGGUCAUGGGCAUGCUCUACGACUUCGUCGAGGACUUGGGCACGGGCCUGCCCCCCGUGUCGAGCUUCCCGCUGGCCGGCGCGAGCCUCCUCAACAUCGACUUCGCGCUCGUCCCGGGCGUCGACAUCAAGUGCGGCCACUGCGGCAGCCGGGCCGUGUGCGUCACGGGCAACACGGCGCGCUCCAAGGACCGGCUCGGCGUCGUCGUCCUCCACCGCCCCAUGCAGCCGCCCAUCUACGCCUGCUCGGCGAUCCAGACCUGCGACGACUGCAAGAAGACGACGCGCCACGACGACCCCGCGGUGCUCGCCAAAUUGGGGCCGUGCGACGACAUGCUGCUGCCGUGCGAGCACGAGCAGUGCGUCGGCACGCGCCAGCACCGCGCGACGCGCGAGUUCGUCGACCUGGUCUCCUCCGCGACGGCCUUCAGCGACGCGGGCUGGGAGACGGUGUCGCGCGAGCACAGCGAGGCCCUCGCGGUCCGGCGGUCGCGCAACCACCUCAGCUUCGCGUCCUGCCUCGCGGACUACACGGCGACGCUCGCAACGAGUCGCGCUGUGGACCAGGUAUCAGCCAUGCGGAGACGUCACGAAUGUGUCUACGGCCGCGCUCUCGCGAAAUUCGACCUGCUCGGCAUCAGGUACUACAUCUUCACCGCGCACGACGUCUGGUGGAACGUCAAGGAGGACGUCGUGGGAAAGGAGGGGGUCAAAAGAGCAAACUCGAAAUCUGGUGUUACCAGUACUUCUCACAUCUUCGACAGAUGA
Molecule: messenger RNA, 1107 nt
Organism: Aureococcus anophagefferens
Lineage: Eukaryota; Pelagophyceae; Pelagomonadales; Pelagomonadaceae
Exons: 5
Coding region: 1-1107 (368 amino acids)
Source: RefSeq, a predicted model, not a curated record